Molecule: messenger RNA, 714 nt
Organism: Rangifer tarandus platyrhynchus (Svalbard reindeer)
Lineage: Eukaryota; Metazoa; Chordata; Mammalia; Artiodactyla; Cervidae
Source: the annotation of a GenBank genome assembly
AUGCGGUGCUAUGCACGCGCUGGCGAAUUACAGGCUUCUAGUAGAGCCCGCUGCUGGUCCGGUUGGCGAGAUCUUUUGUCCAUUGUUGCUGGUGCCACCUCAUCUCCUGAGAGACAUGUUUUCCUGCAGAACGUCGACUGCGUCAAGAAGCAUCUGUACCGAAACCCUAAUACAGGGGUACGCGAACCGGCGAAGGACGGACUCUGCUCCACCUACAUCUGCAAUGUCAGAGCGGGUGACACCGUAGCCGUAAGCGCUCGCGAGAUCAUCCUGUUUCUUGGCUCUUGGAGUGAGGCGUCGCUCCCGUACAUGGCGGAGUGGCGGGCGCUGAAGGCGAAGAACGGCGAAUACGGCGUUGACAUUCAACUUCGCCUGGUCGCGACCAGGAGAGGGCAAGAGGAGAACCUACGUACAGAGUGCCUGGUUUCGUUCGGCUCCCGUUUCGCCGGCUCUGAGCCGGCCUUUGGCCACAUACGAUUCGUUCUAACGGCGUCUCCUUCUCGUGCGAAGCUCGAAUUAUCCCGCACCAGGUACACCGCCAUCGUGUACAACGGCCGCGAGUACUCCCACGGCUACUGUACGACUAGCAGCGCGACUACUACGCUGCUAUUACUAUUGGCACUAAUGCUACUACUACUACUUCUGCUACCGUUCUUAGUCCUCCAACUACGAGCACUCUUGUACGGCAACUGGCAGCACCACUGCCACUACUAG